This is a messenger RNA of Bacidia gigantensis, 1521 nucleotides long. RefSeq lists its product as uncharacterized. Gene Ontology annotation, molecular function: protein binding. The transcript has a single exon. The record is from RefSeq and is a predicted model, not a curated record. NCBI's taxonomy places the organism in Eukaryota, Fungi, Ascomycota, Lecanoromycetes, Lecanorales, Ramalinaceae. Bases 1 to 1521 code for a protein of 506 amino acids.
AUGGCUGCCUCCAAACCUAUUCAAGAUGCUCCAGAAUCUCUCGAAGCCGAAGAAGAUGCUCUUCUCGACGCCGCCGAUGCAGGAGAAGAAAUACCCCAGAAUGAAGAUGAAGAUGAAGAUCACCCAAUGGACUCCGACCCAGAUGAACCAUUAGACGAGAUUCAGCUCCAAAAUGACUCCAUUGCCCACUUCGACUCCCAUAAAGAUUCAAUCUUCUGCAUAGCCCAACACCCCACUGAUCCCUCCAUAGUCGCAACGGGCGGCGGCGACGAUACCACCUUUUUGUGGUCCUAUGACCCUACCUCCUCUUCUUUGCCUACAUCUAAUUCAUUACGCGAGCGCCCCUCCCUUCAGUCUCUCGCGAAAAUCACCGGCCACACCGACAGCAUAAAUGCCCUGACCUUCACCCAACCCGAUGGCACCUACCUCCUCACCGGCGGGCUCGACGGCCAAAUUCGUGCACAUCUCACCACAUCACCAUCCUACCAGCUUGUAUCAUCUGCACAAGAAGUCCCAGAGAUAAACUUUCUCGCUCCUUGUCCGGCCCCCUCCUACCCUGACACUUUCGCCCUCGGCGCCUCCGAUGGCUCUGUAUGGGUAUAUACCAUAUCUUCCACCCAUGAAAACGGUAGUGAGGCAGAACUGCAGGUCCUACAAGCAUACUAUCUCCACACAGCCUCCUGCACAGCUGCUGCGUGGACACCAGACGGCAAUCUUCUCGCGACAGUGGCCGAAGACGGAACAUUCUACGUCUGGGACCCCUUCGGCGCUGCGGCAGCGCAGGGGGUGACUGGUAAGAGCGGUGGCCAAACCAUAGUAAGCUUGACGCCUGAGGAUGCGAGGUUUGCGGUCGAAGGGGGAUUGUACAGUAUCGCCAUUGCGCCGAGCGGGGCCUUCGCUGUCGUUGGUGGUGCGGGGGGAAACAUAAGAGUCGUGGGGCUUCCAAGACUCGGCGUCGAGGGGGCUAGUAGUGCUCAAGGUGAGCGGAAAGGUGCGAAAGGCGGUGGCGCGAAGGAUAAAGCUGGUGGAGGCAAGAGGAGUGGAGGGCCGGCCUCAGGGUCGGACGGAGCAACAGGACAGGUGGGGCAGAUACUCGCGAGUUUCCAAGCGCAGGGAGAUAGUGUGGAGACACUGGCAUUCUCGGAGCCGCCGCUCACAUUACUGGCGGCCGGGAGCGUGGAUGGGAGUGUGGUGCUUUUCGAUUACGCGCAUAUGUGGGCUGUGAGACGGCAGAUUAAGGAGGCGCAUGACGGUUUUGCAGCCGUGAAGGUGGAGUUUCUGCCGCAGAGAACGGGCCUGGGUCAUGUGUUGACGAGCUGUGGGAUGGAUGGAGUGGUGAGGAGGUGGGAUGUUAGAGGAGGAACGGCGGCUGGUGGGCAGGGGUUGAUCGGCGAGUGGAAGGGGCAUAGAGGGGAUGGGGAGGGUGGUGGUGUGCUUGGAUUCGUGCAAGGUGGGAAUGGAAAAACAGCCAUCACGGCUGGGGAUGAUGCUGUGUCUUUGGUUUUUGAUAUGGCAGCUUGA